CUCCUUCCCUACUCCUGUUUUCCUCUCAUCCUGCCUCUUUCAGCUCCUCCCCAUCUCCUAGUACGUCUUCCUCUCCCCGCAACACACACUUUCUCAGGAUCCUCUUCUCUCUCCAGGCCUCUUAUUCUGGAUUUUGCUCUUCUUGACGUCUUCUUCCACCGGCUCUUCCCAUCUCCCAGCUCCUCCCCUCUUCCCUCCCUUUAGAUUCCCAACACGUUUUCUGUUCCUCCUUCUCCAGUUCCUCCUCCCCCUUCUCUUCCCUUCUCAACUCCGCCUCUCCCUCUGGGUCUUCCCCCGUCUCGCGGAGUGAUCCAUGGGUCCGUAGGCAGCCGGUCCUCGGCGCUCGACUCACCACGCCUGCGACGCUGCCAUGGAGACGUAGCCGCGGCCUCCUGGACCCACCCCGGACCUGGAGCACCUGCGUCACCCGGCCCACGCGUGUCCACGCACGCUGGUCGGGAAGGCUACUCUGCUGGAACGUCUGGACAGGGCUGGGCAAGCUAUACUUUUGCCAGAAGCAGGGGCGAGGGGCGUGGGACUUGCAUCCUCCCUCCUACCAGGAGUUCUGCUCCGUAUUUGAGGGACGCUUCUCUCACCAGCGGAGACCCUGGUAUCACUAAGCAUCCGUGGAUUAUUAAGGGACCUGCGAUUGCCCACACGUCUCACCCUUCCACCCAGCUCAGCCGGCCGCAUCCGUGAGUAGCUUCACUGAACUCUACCCCAUCCAGGCUGCUGCUGAUGGCGAGGCCCGUGUUGGGCCUGCUCCCGAUGCCCAACACCUUCUUCCCUUUGCAGUGUCACCUAUGUUAAGAGUGGAAGAGUAGCUAGAAGAAAAGGACUUGAACCAGCACUAAGUCCAGAUCCCAACUGCGUUGUGAGUAGUGCGGACUGGUGAGCACCUUCUGUAGACUGUACAAUGCCCGUUCUCUCGGGAUCCUGGAUAUGUCUGAGUUCAGAAGUGUUGCAGAGGCAGUGGACACCUGAGUGUGUGGAGUGGAGUGGUGUAGAGGCUCUGCCAAGUCUAUAGAACUCUAUUGUGCAGAGUUUGGACCACAACGCCAAUCUGACCCACUUUCUGUCUGGAAUGACUCUCACAUGGCGUUUGAACCGGGUCAGUGGUGUCUUGGCUUCCCCUGCCCUCCUGAGAUCUUGCCCAUGGAAGGUCUGAGUAGCCUACAUCCAUGACUAAGGUGAACAAGGACUCCUUAACCCAACAGCCAUCAAGGCUCUUGGCCAACUAGUUAACAGAGCAAAGCAGCCAGCUGUUCCUGACCUAGGAGGAAAACCAGGUGUGCAAGAGCCUGGGACUGGGGGAUGAGUGGCCGGGUCCCGCUGGCAGAGAAGGCCCUGUCAGAACGCUUUGCCCGCCUCCGGUACAGGGACACUUCCUUGCUCAUUUGGCAACAGCAGCAGCAGAAGUUGGAGUCUGUACCACCCAGUACAUACCUGAGCAGGAGUCGUAGCAUGUGGUACUCCCAGUAUGGAAAUGAAGCCAUCUUAGUUCGAGACAAAAACCAGCUUGGGGUCUCUAGGGACACCGGUCAGUCUAAGUUUUGCUCAGUCAUGUAAUCUCAGGGAGAUGACCCUUGAUGGAUGUGAAGAGCAAGCUGUGGUAUAAAAACUCAACACCCAAGAAUAUCACCCAGCCCUUUAUCAAUCAACAGCUGGUACCUAGAUGUGCCCCUCACUGCCCAGGCCUUGGCGCUCACAAUGCUUGUUCCAAACAAAAGGGAAACCAGGGAGACGUCCCCAGCUCCUAUGAGCUGCUUGCCUGAUACAAAAUGGGUCAGGUCCCGGGUAAAGAGAGGACUCUCUUCUUGGAGGGUCCCAGAUCUCUGUUCACCACAGUGACAUGUGGAAAGGGGCCUGGGCUGUAGUGGCACUCCAAAGCCAAGAGUUUAGUGAUGUAUAGGUUACUGCAUUGCAGCACCAUCCACACUGGUCUUGUAUGCAGGUGUGUUAUGUCCUAAACACCUUAAGCAAACCCCUGCAAUUUAAAGCCCCAUCGAAGUCGCCUGAUUUGAUUCCAAACCUAAUCAUGUGUGGGAAAGAACAUUUACUUGAUGGUGGAGAAUAGGGGCUCCUUCCUGUCAGGUCGCAGUGGGCUUCAUUAGAUCUCAUGUUCCACCUCAGUACACAUGGUAUAGACAGCUGGAACGUACUUGCCUCUGGUGCACUUAAGGUCUGUGUAGCUAUACAAAUUCAGAUGUGUUUUGUCAAAGCCGAGUCUUCUAAAUAAAUGUCU
Molecule: messenger RNA, 2245 nt
Organism: Microtus oregoni (creeping vole)
Lineage: Eukaryota; Metazoa; Chordata; Mammalia; Rodentia; Cricetidae
Gene: Brd3os
Product: BRD3 opposite strand
Exons: 1
Coding region: 1315-1569 (84 amino acids)
Source: RefSeq, a predicted model, not a curated record